GAUAUUUAAUCCGUAAAUUAUUUUUUGACUAUUUGAUAAUUGAUACGGAGUAUCCCAAAACUCCCAAAGUGUACAAAAAAUAAAAUAAAAAUCAGUAGUUCAAACCAUAGGAGGAGAGAUACAGAGUAGAGCUUGCCAAUUUCCAUGACUACGCUCUGUACCAUCCUGUUUACUCUUCUGCUACUCUUUGUUUGCUGUAGUGCUAGACGUACAUAUCUAUUCCCUGGCAUAGGACAUAAGUCACCGAAGCAGCCUUUGCAGACUUCACGUCCAUUCAACCUUGCACAUCGAGGUUCUAAUGGAGAAUUUCCAGAGGAAACUGCAGCUGCAUAUCGGAGGUCUAUAAAAGAAGGUGCAGACUUCAUAGAAACAGAUAUCCUGUCUUCCAAAGAUGGUGUACUUGUAUGUCACCAUGAUGUAAUUUUAGAUAUUACUACAGAUAUUGCCGAGCACAAGGAGUUUGCAGGCCGCCAAAGGGCCUACGAUGUCCAAGGAUUUAAUAUAACUGGCUUUUUCAUUGUUGAUUUUACAUGGAAGGAACUUCAAACUUUAAGAGCUAAGCAGAGAUUCUCAUUCAGGGAUCAACAAUAUAAUGGAAAGUUUCCUAUUAUUACUUUUGAUGAGUACAUAUCCAUUGCUCUUGAUGCUUCCAGAGCUGUCGGGAUAUAUCCAGAGAUAAAAGAUCCCGUAUUCAUCAACGAACAUGUGAAGUGGCCAAACGGGAAGAGGUUUGAGGAUGUUUUUGUGGACACUUUGAAGAAAUAUGGUUACAGGGGUUCAUACUUAUCAAAACAUUGGCUAAAACAGCCUUGUUUCAUCCAAUCAUUUGCUCCAUCUUCACUUGUGUACAUAUCAAGUAAGACAGAUCUGCCCAAAAUCUUCUUGAUUGGUCACACAGCUUGGCAAACAGAAGAUACUAAACAGACUUUCUUGGAAGUUACUUCAGAUGCCUACUUUAACUACAUCAAAAAAUAUGUUGUUGGUAUUGGACCCGGGAAGGACACAGUGGUUCCGGCAGUAAACAAUCACCUGCAAGCCCCUACUGAUUUGGUUGUCAGAGCACAUGCUCACAGUCUUCAGGUGCAUCCUUAUACCUUUCGGAAUGAGUACCAAUACAUUCAUUUUGAGUUUCAUCAAGAUCCAUAUAUUGAAUUUGACUUCUGGAUAAACAAGAUGGGAGUGGAUGGACUCUUUACAGAUUUCACGGGAAGCCUUCAUGAUUUCCAAGAAUGGACGUCUCCUCUCUCUCCCGGUAAUGGUGAAAGACCAUGAUUAGCAACAUGAACAAAGCGCUGCAAAGUAAUGAUUUGCAUUCAGCAACCAUUCUUAUAGGAGAUUAUGUAUAGUAUUCUUUUUACUUAAUUUUUCCACAUCAACAUGAAAGAAAUGUAGUAAAUGUUGAGCCUGUAAAGAUAAUUCUCCAGAAAACUGUAAUAGAAAUCUGUUUUACAUUUGUAUCAGAGUCUUUAGUAGUGUCUCUUUGUCUCAGUCACAAAACUAAAGUACACUGUACACUGUGGAUUACCGAAACAUACGUGCAAUUUUCAUUUAAUAGCCACUGCUUGUCAGGACAUUUCCA
Spinacia oleracea (spinach) is the source of this 1579-nucleotide messenger RNA. RefSeq names its product glycerophosphodiester phosphodiesterase GDPD6-like. Gene Ontology annotation, biological process: lipid metabolic process. The record is from RefSeq and is a predicted model, not a curated record. Bases 145 to 1272 code for a protein of 375 amino acids. The transcript has 8 exons. Gene Ontology annotation, molecular function: glycerophosphodiester phosphodiesterase activity. Gene Ontology annotation, cellular component: vacuole. NCBI's taxonomy places the organism in Eukaryota, Viridiplantae, Streptophyta, Magnoliopsida, Caryophyllales, Amaranthaceae.